AACUGUUAAUCCUGGAUUAUAAAAUCUUGCCGAUUGUAAAGUUUUCAAGGCCAGAAUUCGUGCUCUUGGCUAAUACAAAUUUUUUUUUGCGAAGAAAAACCUUCGCAGCUGCGCACACCUUUCCGCCUUACCUGUUGUUACCUGCCGCACAGGAGAUCAAAGAUGCACAAUUUUCAUAAUAUAAAUUUUGAAUAUAAAAAUGGCAACGUCGAACCGUAUCGCACGCCAGUUCAAGACAGUCCAGAGUCGUGGACAGACCAAGAUCGAGCAGCAGCUUACGCGAAUUUGAAUACACCUAUAAAUCACCUGAAUAUUCAGCCAAAUAAUUUACCAAUUGCGCCAUUUGCACCUGCGCCCUAUUCCUUUGCAUAUCAACAGUUUUUGAGUCAAUUCGCACCGAAUCUGGUGCCCUACUAUUACACAUUGCUGUCUCCAGCGCCCGUUAAUUUCAAUUACCAGCAGAGUGUGGCUCCCGCGAUGGACAUCGAGAAGUAUAUCAACUAUGAGCUCAGCAAGCAGCAGAGUUUGAUGCGCAAACAGACUGUGAGACCGCAUCCACUCGGCGUGCUUCGAUUGCCCACUAUUCAACCAUUGAUAGUUCCCAAGAAGGAGCCGCAGGAGCGACGCGUCAUCAACGUUCAGAUGGUGUCCAUGUCAGCUCCACGCUCACGAGAAACCAAAAACGACGUUGAGCCACUGCCGCCCGUCGAACCGUCGUUCAAGGAGGACGUGGCGAAGAUCAGCAAAAGUCAACAUCAUUAUACGCAGCUCUUUGAUCGCCUGACUAGCGUGCUGCAGACGUUGAAUCGACGCUACGAUGGCAACGAGCCGGAGCCCAGGCCGGAGGUCGAGCACGAUGAAGCUCCGCCGCCGCCCAUGAAACGGGCGCGCCACAUGUCGAGCAGCUCGAGCGAAUCUCAUCAAGACUCAGAGAACGUAACGGCUCUUUCGCAUUAUCCUCAACGCGUGGUGCUGCCCAACGGCAGCACGGAGUAUGUGCUGGGCCCCAAUGGCACGCGCAUCGAUGCCAAGGCCUAUGGCCAGGUAUUCUGGACAAGUGCGCCAGUCGCGACACGAUGCCUGCUGGGUGCCGUCUUCAGCAACGAUGAACUGGCCACGCAUACGCUGACUGGCAAGCCUUCGCCCGCAUUCUACGGACGUGAGCGUCCAGCAAAGAAGAUGCUGGAUCAGAAUCGAGUUGACGACAUCGUUGUCAGUGUGCGCAAUCGCACCGGCUGCAAGGAGCGGCACAUCAGAGCCACCAUUACCACAAAAUGCGCCGAUACGGCUAAAAAAUACAAGCGACGCGCCAAGAAGGCGCUCAAGGACAACGUCAUAGACGAAUGAACGAAAGAGAACAUCGAUAUAUACAUAUAUAUGAUAUGGAUAUGAUCCAGCCAUAGCUUUAAGAAUCUUAAUAAUCAUAAAGACU
Drosophila navojoa is the source of this 1432-nucleotide messenger RNA. It is a transcript of the gene Elba2, whose product is annotated as Early boundary activity 2. Gene Ontology annotation, cellular component: nucleus. Gene Ontology annotation, molecular function: DNA binding; transcription corepressor activity. NCBI's taxonomy places the organism in Eukaryota, Metazoa, Arthropoda, Insecta, Diptera, Drosophilidae. Gene Ontology annotation, biological process: negative regulation of Notch signaling pathway; positive regulation of neuron differentiation. The record is from RefSeq and is a predicted model, not a curated record.